Candida dubliniensis CD36 is the source of this 2604-nucleotide messenger RNA. RefSeq names its product glucan 1,3-alpha-glucosidase ROT2 (gene ROT2). Gene Ontology annotation, molecular function: alpha-glucosidase activity; carbohydrate binding. Bases 1 to 2604 code for a protein of 867 amino acids. Gene Ontology annotation, cellular component: glucosidase II complex. Lineage: Eukaryota; Fungi; Ascomycota; Pichiomycetes; Serinales; Debaryomycetaceae. Gene Ontology annotation, biological process: carbohydrate metabolic process; N-glycan processing. The record is from RefSeq and is a predicted model, not a curated record. The transcript has a single exon.
AUGAAAUUAUUCCUAUGUAUAAUUUUUAUAAUUGCAUCAGCUAAUGCUGUGAAAGAGUACUUGUUUAAAUCAUGCAGCCAAUCUGGGUUUUGCCAUAGGAAUAGACACUAUGCCACAGAAGUUUCCAACAGUAAAAACUUUCAAUCUCCUUAUUCUAUAGACUCGAUUCAAGUUGACAAUGAUACAAUCACUGGUAUCGUGUUUAAACACUUGCCACAGUUAGAACAUCCAAUCCAGCUUCCAUUUGAAAUUAGUAUAAUUGAAGAUAAUUUUCGAUUCAAAUUGACGGAAAAACAGAAUAUAGUCACCAAAAACGUCAACCCAGUAAGAUACAACGAAACAGAGAAAUUGGCAUUUAAACAAGGUGUCAAGAAAAGUAAGGGUUUUGAUGUCUCAUUGAGAGAUAAUGAAGCCAGCAUUAUCUAUGGUGAGCAUGAAGUUUUGAUACAGUAUCAUCCAAUUGUGUUUGUUUUCAAGUACGCUGGUAAAGAGCAAUUGAGAAUUAACGAUAAACAGUUCCUAAACAUCGAGCACCGAAGAUUAAAAGACGAAAAUGAAACUAACAUGUUACCUCAAGAGUCUGAUUUCAACAUGUUUUCAGACUCGUUUCAAGAUUCAAAGUUUGACAGUUUGCCGUUGGGACCCGAAUCCAUUGGUCUUGAUUUUACCUUGAGGGGAUUUUCAAAUUUGUACGGUAUUCCAGAACACGCAGACUCCUUAUUAUUAAAAGAUACCACUUCUGGUGAACCUUAUAGAUUGUACAAUGUUGAUAUUUUUGAGUAUGAACCCAAUUCGAGAUUGCCCAUGUAUGGCUCUAUUCCGUUAGUUGUUGCAGCAAAACCCGAUGUUUCAAUUGGUAUUUUUUGGUUAAACAGUGCCGACACAUAUGUUGAUAUUCACAAGAGUAAGAGCUCCACUGUUCAUUGGAUGUCAGAAAACGGAAUUUUGGAUUUCAUUGUGAUUAUUGAAAAGAGUCCUGCUAUGGUCAAUCAGCAGUACGGAAAAGUGACGGGGAACACCCAAUUACCUCCAUUAUUCUCUUUGGGGUACCAUCAAUGUAGAUGGAACUACAACGACGAAAAAGACGUCUUGGAGGUGCACGCAAAGUUUGACGAGUAUGAAAUUCCGUAUGACACCAUUUGGUUAGAUAUAGAAUACACUGACGAAAAGAAAUAUUUCACUUGGCAUAAAGAGAACUUUGCUACACCCGAAAAAAUGCUUCGGGAAUUGGAUCGAACAGGAAGAAAUUUAGUGGCAAUCAUCGACCCCCAUAUUAAAACUGGAUACGAAGUCAGCGAUGAGAUUAUCAAAAAGGGAUUGACAAUGAAAGACUCCAACAACGAAACAUACUAUGGACACUGCUGGCCCGGAGAGUCUGUUUGGAUUGACACCUUGAAUCCAAACUCUCAAAACUUUUGGGACAAGAAGCACAAAGAGUUUAUGACUCCAGCGCCCAACCUUCACUUGUGGAAUGAUAUGAAUGAGCCGUCGGUAUUCAAUGGCCCAGAGACUAGUGCACCAAAAGAUAAUUUGCAUUUUGGGCAAUGGGAACACCGUUCUGUACAUAAUGUGUUUGGUUUAUCGUAUCAUGAAGCAACAUUCGAUUCACUUCUCAACAGAUCACCUGAAAGACGGCCGUUUAUUUUGACAAGAUCCUACUUUGCUGGCUCACAAAGAACCGCGGCCAUGUGGACAGGUGAUAAUAUGUCGAAAUGGGAGUAUCUAAAGAUAUCAAUUCCCAUGGUUUUAACUUCAAAUGUUGUUGGCAUGCCAUUUGCAGGUGCUGACGUUGGCGGGUUUUUCGGAAACCCAUCGAACGAGUUGUUGACUCGUUGGUACCAAACUGGUAUUUGGUACCCAUUUUUCAGAGCCCAUGCACACAUUGAUUCAAGAAGAAGAGAGCCAUGGUUGGCAGGUGAGCCAUACACACAGUACAUUAGAGAUGCAAUUAGAUUAAGGUACGCAUUGUUGCCAUUGUUCUAUACUAGUUUCUACGAAGCAUCAAAGACUGGAACACCAGUUUUAAAACCGGUAUUUUAUGAAAGCACACAUAAAUCAGAUAGUUAUGCAAUUGAUGAUGAAUUUUUCAUUGGGGAUUCAGGACUAUUGGUGAAGCCAGUAACAGAUGAAGGUGCAAAAGAUAUUGAAUUUUAUUUGCCAGAUGAUAAAGUUUAUUAUGAUUUUACAAACGGAAUUUUACAAGGAGUUUAUAAGGGUGGUAAAAAACCUGUUCAGCUUAGUGAUAUACCGAUGCUUUUGAAGGGCGGAUCCAUUAUCCCCAUGAAAAAUCGCUACAGAAGAUCCUCAAAAUUGAUGAAAUCCGACCCUUACACCUUGAUAAUUGCUUUGGACAAAAAAGGGUCUGCUUCUGGUACACUUUACGUUGAUGACGGUGAAACUUUCGCUCAGGGAACAGAAGUUGCCUUUACUGUUAACAAUAAUAUCAUUAGUGCCAAGAAGAUUGGACCAACUGCAUCGAUCCCAAUUGAAAAAAUAAUCGUGGCAUCGGAGGGGAAAACUACUACGUUGAAGAAUCCUAAACUAGACAUCUACCUGGACUGGAGUCUCCGCUUUAGUUUUGGAAUCGACCACGACGAACUAUAA